Sebastes umbrosus (honeycomb rockfish) is the source of this 1126-nucleotide messenger RNA. RefSeq names its product GTPase IMAP family member 9-like. Bases 16 to 1029 code for a protein of 337 amino acids. The record is from RefSeq and is a predicted model, not a curated record. Lineage: Eukaryota; Metazoa; Chordata; Actinopteri; Perciformes; Sebastidae. The transcript is spliced from 3 exons. Gene Ontology annotation, molecular function: GTP binding.
UUAAAGGCAAAUCACAUGAUACACAUACAGUACCUGCUCACUGCCAAAACCAACACAAAGAGAUCAGCCGUUACAGAGAUGUUGGGAGGAAAAGCUUGGAUCCCAGGUUGCACCCUGCUUGUGCUGGUCACUUUAUGGGGUGAAACGGCUCACUGCCAAAACCAACACAAAGGUUCGACACAUCUGAAAGACCUGAGACUCAUUCUGGUUGGAAAAACCGGAGCAGGAAAGAGUGCUUCUGGAAACACCAUCCUGGGGAGGGAAAAUGCCUUCAGAGAGGAAAUAUCCCCUGAGUCUGUGACUAAAGGCUGUCAAAGAGAAGAGGUCAACGAUGGUGACAGGAACAUCGCUGUCAUCGACAGCCCAGGACUGUUUGACACAAACAAAACACAAGAAGAAGUGAAGUUAAAAAUUGAGGAGUGUAUUAACCAGUCAGUUCCUGGACCCCAUGCUUUUCUGUUAGUGAUCAGUCUCAAGUCAAGAUUCACUGAUGAGGAGAGGGCAGCUGUGACGUGGAUCCAGGAUAAUUAUGGCUCAGAUUCUUCCAUGUAUACCAUAGUCCUGUUUACACAUGCUGACUCGCUAGAGGGUAAAUCUGUGGACGACUACGUGGCAGAGAGCAAACAUCUACAAAGACUGAUAAACCUGUGCGGAGGAAGAUACCAUUCACUCAUCAAUGACAAGAGACGAAGCAGAAUCCAGGUCAGAGAGCUCCUGGAGAAGAUAGAGAAAAUGGUGAAGUCCAACGGAGGAAGUCACUACACCAAUGAGAUGUACCAGAGAGCCCAGGAGAAACUUGAGGAGGAGAGGAAAAAGAGGGAGGAGGAGGAAGAGCGAAGAAAGAGGGAAGAGGAAGAGAGGAUCAGAGAGGAGGAGAAAAAACGUGCUUGGUGUAAAGUGAUGGCUGCUGCUUCCAUGGGUAUUGUUGCAACAGGAAUGUUAUUUGCCUCAAAUCCUCUCAUGAUAGGAGGUGCAGCACUUGCACUCACUCAAGGUUAUGAUUGCACGAUAGAUACGUUUACUCCUUAGAGUCCUGAAUCUUAAAUUGGAAUAUCAGUUUGCAUGCUUUGUUUGUUGUUGGGAAUUGGGAACUUGCUACAUGCAUCUGUUUUUUCUAUAUGUGAUU